ACAGCCCUGAUUUUGUUCUGCGGUGCUGCUUAAUUAAAAACUAGUUUAAGGUGUCCUGCAUAUGUGAUAUGUUUUUUUUCUUAAAUGAAGUCAUUCUUUUUUGAACAAAACUCAAAACACAGCCUAAUAAAUCUUUAAGUCAUUUCUAACCCCCCCACACACACACACACACAUGCACACGCGUACUACCCUUCAGGGCUAAGCCCCGGGUGUACAAAGUGUCUGUCUCCGCCUCUGCUGUAGCUUAUUUCAUACACGCCCAGAGGUGAACUUGAGAUAAAGCUGUGAGAGCGACAGUCCUACAAUUUGAUGUGAACCAAGGAUGUCGACGAGUGAGGACCCAGAGAUAGUUAUAAUAGGAUGUGGAGUAUCGGGUAUAGCAGCGGCUCACCGGCUUGUCGAAGCUGGAUAUCGUCAUGUGCGGAUACUUGAGGCGACUGGAAGAAGCGGGGGACGAAUAAAAACGGCAGCUCUGGGUAACACCAUUACAGAGAUUGGUGCAGCUUACAUUCAUGGCCCAUCUGAGAAGAACCCAUUGUUUUGUCUGGCUCGUGACUAUGGCCUCUUGCCUCCAGAAGCCCUCAAUCCAGAGAACCAGGCCGUAGACGUGGAUGAAGAUCCUCCCUUGGUCCCCAACUGGUUCAGCAGUUCAGGUCAGAGGCUGAGUGCAGAAAGCAUGGAACCAGCUGAGGAGCUGUUUCGUGAGAUUUUGGAUAACGCUUCAAAAUUUCAAAAUCCCCAAAACACAUCCUGGAAGAGUUUAGGACAUUUCAUGCGAACAAAGGCGCAGGACCAAGCAGCAGGAAGGUGGAAAGAUGAGGAUGAAACCACCAGGCAGCUGCUUCUCUCUGCCUUCAGUACUAUGCUGAAGUUUGAGUGCUGUGGAAGUGCCACUCAUAGCAUGGAUGACAUAGACCUGGCAGGGUUUUCUAUGUUUGAGAGCCUACGUGGCGUGGACUGCACGCUUCCAAGAACUCCCUCUGAUUUGGUGACCUACAAUUGCCCUGUGCGCUGUGUCCACUGGAGCAACACAGAGGGUGGCUUAAGUCCUGUGACGGUUGAGUGUGAGAAUGGGGAGAGGAUUGCUGCUGAUCACGUUAUUGUCACUGUGCCCUUAGGAUAUCUGAAGAAGCACCACUCCACUCUGUUCCACCCUCCUCUCCCGGCCCACAAGCUGAAGUCAAUCAAGACACUAGGAUUUGGAACAUGUGACAAAAUAUUUGUGGAGUUUGAAUCGCCGUGGUGGGAUGCUGAUUGUGAUAUCAUCUACCUCGUGUGGGAAGACGAGGCGACUGUGUCAGACCAAGUGUCAGAUGUGAGUAAAUCCUGGAUAAGGAAGUUGGUGACAUUCACUGUGCAUAAACCUUCUGAAAAGGGUAGCCAUGUUCUGUGCGGCUGGAUUUGUGGCCAUGAGGCAGAGUAUAUGGAGACACUUCCUGAGGAGAAAGUGAGAGAAUCAAUCACAAAGCUCGUCCGUACAUUCACAGGUAACGGCACCAUCACACCAAAGAGAAUCCUGUGUUCCCGGUGGUUCACUGAUCCCUGGACAUACGGUUCCUACUGUCACCCAGCCAUAGGCUGUACAGCCGAGGACCUGAAGAACAUGAUGGAACCUCUGCCUUCACAGGAAACUCUGUCACAGCCCCUGCAGGUGUUGUUUGCCGGAGAGGCAACCCAUCCUUACUUUUACUCCACCGUCCAUGGAGCAAUUCUCACUGGGUGGAGAGAAGCAGAUAGACUCAUCUCUCACUACUAGGCUUCUGUUAGCCCAUGAAUUCCCUGUAAUCUAAGAAAUUUAAAGAUAAAGACUUUUCCUUUAGCUUUUUUUUUUUUUUUUUACUAAAAAACAAUCAGAUAAGUCUUUUAUCUUUUCUGACUGCUCUUUAGUCAGAUAAGAUAAAAGACAAAUCUUAUCUGUGUCUUAUCUGGUGACACUGAGUAAUCAUAGUGGUUGUCUGUUCACACUAAAACCACAGUGCUGAAUAUGGGAAAAAAGAGGGCUUGUGGCAUAGUUAUGUUGAAAUCUGGAGUUCCACUCCUUAUCUGGGUUUAAAGGUUGACACAUUACAUUAUACAUUAGUCAUUGCUAACAUGUUGCCAAGGGAACUUUUACUGGUGGGGUUGUUGGUAAUAUUAAUACAAGUAAAAUUAUGUUUUGUUGUGAUUUUAAAAAUAAGAAUAUGCACAAACUGAAUCAACAACAGCCAACAAUUUUAAUAAAAAUAUCAAAGAAUAAGAGCACUGAACAAUUUUAGUGUAUUAUGAACAAAUAAGACACAGCCAACCAUGGCAUACCAUAAAAGCGACCGGUAGAUCACAAGUGACUUAAUCGCUACAGGCAAGCAGUAGUUGGGCAGGUGCUUGGAUAAAAUU
This is a messenger RNA of Oreochromis aureus, 2373 nucleotides long. Its product is annotated as peroxisomal N(1)-acetyl-spermine/spermidine oxidase-like. Gene Ontology annotation, molecular function: polyamine oxidase activity. The transcript has 10 exons. Lineage: Eukaryota; Metazoa; Chordata; Actinopteri; Cichliformes; Cichlidae. Bases 323 to 1756 code for a protein of 477 amino acids. The record is from RefSeq and is a predicted model, not a curated record.